Molecule: messenger RNA, 1480 nt
Organism: Diachasmimorpha longicaudata
Lineage: Eukaryota; Metazoa; Arthropoda; Insecta; Hymenoptera; Braconidae
Exons: 5
Coding region: 71-1387 (438 amino acids)
Source: RefSeq, a predicted model, not a curated record
ACCUCAAAAAUUCAGGAGGUUCAGAUGAAAAUUGUCAGUGUAAACAAAAUUUGAUACAUCGGGGAAAAUCAUGGAGAAUCCAAAAAAUUAUCGAGUAAAAGUCGAUCUCGCGCAGUUCUACGAAGAUGUGAGAAAGCUGAGUUAUGUAUACGUCAAUGAGAAAAAUAUUUCACAUAUUUUGCAUCUGCAUGAGAGAAUUAAGCAGGUUUUUGGUAUCACCCGGCCUUUUUAUCUUAGUUCGUGUGAGGGGGUUUAUUUACCAAUGAAUGAGGAUGUCAGGAUUAUUCAGGAGGAAGAGACUAUCAGGGUGUGUUCAGGGGCUGUGAAUCCAAAUUGUGUGACAAUUUGGCGAGAUAUUGCGGUGAAAGCCAAUGGGAAUCCCUUAACAACCAUUGAAGUGCCAAGGAAACUUGAAAAGGAACAUCAACAGAUUAAUUCUCGCCAGGAAAAUGAUAUUGGGGCAGAGUCAGAGCCUUGUGACUCGAUAUCUACGAAAGAUAUCAGGAAGACGGCAUGUUUGAAUGGAUCAAUCACAGAAUCAGAGGGUAAGGGUCACACAAGCCUCCCAGAAGAUUCCGACACAGACACUACCCCGAACCCCAAGAAAGCCCCCGAAACCCCUUCACAGACUCCUGAACUUUUCUCGAUUCCUCAGAAAAAACGUCGAAGGGUUCGGAAAAGAAAAUGUAAAGCGUCUCCAGAGCUUUCAGUCCCACAACAGCCUCCUCCCUCGCCUAAGCCCCUCUCUGUCCCUAUCAAUUGCAGUCUCACUGCCAAGACAAAGCCCAAGCACUUCAAAUUCAACUGGGAGGAAAACGAAGAAGAGAACGCAGUGGAAACUGAAUCUCCGAGAAAUGGAGUCGCCACUCCUGUAAUUCCAGAAUUAAAUACUUUACUAAGUUUGAAGAAUUCUCAGUUUCCUCUGACAUUUGUGGGCCAGAAGACAAAAAUAUCUGAUCAUCCAUCGCAGAAUGGAGAUUCUGGAGUUAAUGGGAGCCUUCAGACCCCCGUGAAGGACAAAAAUGGAGGUGUCGAUGGUGAUUCAGAGGAGAAGGAUUUUUCGAGCGUAAAUCCUCUCGAUUAUCCUGUUUACAAUGAGGAUCUUGCUGUGGGAGAUAUCGUGGCAUUUAGAAUUCUGAAGAUGGGCUCAGACUACUCUCCAACAGUGUCCGGAUACAUUGUGGCAGAGACUGUCUCGAAAGAUUCAGAACCUUCAACUUAUUCAUUCAAGAUAAUCACUGGUGAGGAACAUUUAAAAGAUCCCGAAGGCAAGUUCUCUCUUGGGACUGACGAAGAAAUGGAAAAUUCGGAAGAAAGGCUCAACGAAACUCAAUUUUACGCGCUGUCGAGCGGAGAACUACUGGAGUUGCGCUUGAUUCAACAUUAGGAGAUUUGAAACUACGUCAAAAAUUUGUUUAGUGUCUACUUCAUGUCCUUGUUAAAUAACUCUCAUAAAUAAAAGAAGAUAUUUUAUAUGAAA